Darwinula stevensoni is the source of this 1140-nucleotide messenger RNA. The record is from the annotation of a GenBank genome assembly. NCBI's taxonomy places the organism in Eukaryota, Metazoa, Arthropoda, Ostracoda, Podocopida, Darwinulidae.
GGAAAGAAUAGCUCGACUCGCUUUCGUUUCCUCUCGUUUCCUCGCAUCCGCCAGUGAUUCCAUCGCCCUCAGAGGAAGAUGAAGGCGAGCCGUUACACGAUCUGCGCUUUCUUCUUGUGCUUGGCCGGGUUCGAAGCGGGGCAGUCCAAGGUCUCGGAGGAUGGGUCGGGUCCUCUCAAUAUCGCCUCCUUCAACAUUCAGCGCCUCGGGAAAUCCAAGCUCAAAAAGUCUAACGUCGUCGACGUCAUCGUCCAGAUCCUAUCCAAUUACGACGUGGUAGCGGUACAGGAGCUGCUCGACGACAACGGGGAGAUUCUCAAUCCACUGGUGGAGAGGUUGAACCGAGUUUCCCCGGAACCAUACGAAGCCGUCGCCUCCGAUCGGAUCGGAUCAACCUCCUACAAAGAGAAAUACCUUUUCCUGUACAGGCCGAGUCGUGUGGAACUGCUCGAAGAGAGUCUCUAUCCGGACCAGGCUGGGGAAUUCGAACGACCUCCUUACGUCGUCACCUUCCGCACUCCCACCACCGAACUGAAGAAACUGAGUUUCAUCAACGUCCAUACGAAGCCAGAGAGAGCCGACUCGGAGAUCUCUGCCCUUGCUACUGUCUCUGACUGGGCCCUCUCCAAAACUAAAGUUCAGGACCAGAUCAUUUUGGGAGAUUUCAACGGAGGCUGCAGUUAUGUGACCGGGAAGGAAUGGGAAGCGAUCGAACUUCGAAGGAGAAAGGAGUUCCGUUGGCUCAUCCCAGAUCACGCGGACACCACGACCAAGGACACCGUCUGCCCCUACGAUCGGUUCGUGGCGCGGGGAGAGAAGCUGUGGAACGAAGUGGUGGAGGGGAGCGUCGGUAUCAGGCGAUUCGACACCGAAUUCGGCCUUACCGAAGCCGAACGGGAUGAUAUCUCCGACCACUACCCCAUUCACAUGAAGCUGAAGCCUUCGGCGGGACGAGAGAAGAAGGGCGAGGAGUAUUACGUGGAGGCGGGGGUGGAGGCUCGAGUCCAGAGCUCAUCCAUCACGAAACUCGUGAAGGCGGCAUCCUUCAGUCCCGCCGGAUUCCAGAUCGGAGUCUACCAUCUCGACAAGGCUCCUUCUCCCGCCCUUGUAGAGGAUAAUGGCAGGGAACCUGUCCUUUGA